Messenger RNA from Mercurialis annua (annual mercury), 1422 nucleotides. Its product is annotated as early nodulin-like protein 3. Bases 268 to 1275 code for a protein of 335 amino acids. The transcript is spliced from 2 exons. Gene Ontology annotation, cellular component: plasma membrane. Gene Ontology annotation, molecular function: electron transfer activity. The record is from RefSeq and is a predicted model, not a curated record. NCBI's taxonomy places the organism in Eukaryota, Viridiplantae, Streptophyta, Magnoliopsida, Malpighiales, Euphorbiaceae.
UAAAAAGACAUCAAAAUUUUAGGCAAAAUUGAAGUAUAAAGACACCCAAUUUUGGUAAACAUUCAGAUUGUAUCAAUUAAACACGCUUUCCCAUAUUUGCUUCCUUACCAUUCCAAUCUUCCUAAAUAACUUUCCCCUAUUCUGUAUAUUUUCAUUAUCAAAUCACUCAUUUUUUUCCUCUUCAAGUUUCUUCUCUAUAUAUAGACUAAACCAAUUUGCUUUUAUUAUACACAUCACUAAGUAUUCUUAUUAUUUUCUUAUAUCAAAAUGGCUUCUCUCUGGCUUAUGUUCUCUCUGUUCGCUUGUUUUUAUGUAUCUUCUUCUAUUGCAUACACUUUUUACGUUGGUGGUAACGAUGGUUGGGUGUUGAAUCCGCAUGAGAAUUACAAUCAAUGGGCCGGAAGAAACCGAUUUUCAGUCAAUGAUAUUCUUGUGUUUAAGUUCAAGAACGGGACGGAAUCGGUUUUGUUAGUGAGUAAAGAUGAUUACUACAAUUGCAACACAAAGAAUCCGAUAAAGAGUUUGAAUUCAGGGACUUCAGUAUCGUUCAAAUUUGAUCGGUCUGGUCCGUUCUUUUUCAUUACUGCAAAUCAAGAAAAUUGUCAAAAAGGACAGAAGUUGAUCGUUGUUGUGUUGGCUAUUAGACCUAUUCCACCUAAAACUCCUACACCAACAGCGUCUCCAUCACCAAAAUCUCCGGCACCGGUUGCUAAUCCUCCGUCGUCCUCCGGUUCUGCACCGACAGUUUCGCCUUCUUCACCUUCACCGAUUGCUAAGACGCCAUCUUUGGCUCCAGCUCCGUCAUCUCCUCAUGCAAAAGUUCCAUCUUCAGCCCCAGUACCAGCACUGUCACCAAACUCUCCGCCUGCAAAGUCUCCGGCUUCAGCUCCGGUGCCUGUUGCUUCGCCAACUCCAUCGGCAACAAAAGGUCCUGUUGCUUCGCCAACUCCAUCGGCAACAAAAGGUCCUGUUGCUUCGCCAACUCCAUCGGCAACAAAGGGUCCUGUUGCUUCGCCAACUCCAUCGGCAACAUCUCCAUCUGCAACGUCUCCAUCGGCAACGUCUCCAUCACCAGCAGGAACAGUAGAGAGUCCGGCUCCGGUUACUUCUGAGUCGCCACAACCGCCGGAAACAACAUCUCCGGCUUCAUCUCCGGAUAAUGGUAAGGCAUCGGACGUCAAUGCUCCAGCUCCGACUAAAUCUGGUUCAUGGAAUUUGAGUCCUUCAAUGGCGAUUGUCACUGUUCUUGUGGGUGUUUUUACACUUACUGUUUGAGUUUCUUGGGCUUGGGGUUUGUGAAUUUUUGUUUGAUGUUUUAAGGUUUUGUUGGUAUUUUUAGGAUUUAUUGGUUGGAUUUUUAUUUUAUUUUAUGGUUCUAAAUAUUUGUGGACUAAUAAAAAAAUUAUAUGGUUUCUUUGAUCA